AUGAAUGAAAUAGAGCAGACGUUAAACAAAUGCAAUAGUAAGAGUCCAGGUCCUGAUGGAAUUCCUUACAGCUUUCUACAAAACUUAGGGACAAAAUCUAAAGAAUCACUACUAAGGAUCUACAACAACAUAUGGAGCACAGGCAUCAUCCCCAGAGAAUGGAAGAGAGGAACAGUUAUACCGCUACCCAAACCAGGUAAAAACAAAUACACGACGGAAGGAUAUAGACCCAUAACACUUUUAAAUACAAUGGCAAAAAUAUUGGAAAAGAUAAUAAACAACCGGCUCAUAUGGUUCCUCGAAAAGAAUAAACAUAUAUCAAACAAACAAAGCGGGUUCCGCAGAUCUCGUUCCACACUUGACAAUUUAGUUACCAUACACUCCGAAAUAAACAAAACAUUUGCCACAAAUCAGUAUCUUGGAAUGAUAUGUCUAGACAUUACAAAAGCCUACGACACUAUAUGGAGACAUCGAGUAAUUCAUAUACUCAGUAAAAUUAUAUCUAAUGGUAAUAUGCUGCAAUAUAUUAAAAGUUUCCUAGACAAUCGACAAUUCGCAGUCAAAGUAUCAAACACACUCUCUGCAAAUCUCGUACAAGAAAACGGUGUACCCCAAGGUUCGUCACUAUCAGUAACUUUGUUUCUGUUAGCAAUCAACAAUAUAAUGGAAAAUAUCAAAUAUCCAGUAAACGCGAUGUUAUUCGCAGAUGACUUUAACUUCUGGUGCAGGAGUAACAACCUAUCAACUGUACAAAGGUUCCUCGAAGAAACAGCCAACAAACUAACUCAAUGGGCCAAUACGUCAGGUUUCAAAUUUUCCAAUUCAAAAUCCCAAUGCAUUAUAUUCUCUAAAAAAAGAGGGCCAAAACAUAUAAACGUUCAAAUAGAUGGAAAAAACAUACCAAACAAUAACAAAGUCAAAAUUCUCGGCUUGAAAUUCGAUACAAAAAUGAACUGGAUCCAACAUCUAAAAUACCUAAAAACGGAUAUUAACCAAAGAUUGAAUUUAAUAAAAGUAUUAAGUCACACCCAAUGGGGGGGAGAUGAACAUUCACUAAUCCGCAUACAUAGACAACUUAUCAGAGCAAAGUUAGACUACGGAGCAAUUUUAUACCAAUCAACCAGUCACUCACAUCUUAAAAUAAUAGACAGUACAUUAAACUCCAGCAUAAGACUAUGCAUAGGAGCUUUCAAAUCAAGCCCUAUAGAAAGCAUAAGAAACAUAGCACAAGAAGCACCCCCAGAGCUAAGAAGAGCAGAGAAGACACUUCUCUACGCAGCUAGCAUCACUAGAAAUACAGACAAUCCAGCCAACAAACACAUAGUUGAAACCAUUCAAACUGCCAAUGAAGAUAAAAUCCAGCUGGGCUCUAUUCUCAAAGUAAAUCCAUACAGCUUCCCACCAUGGACUUUCAAAUUGGAGAUAAAUAUGGAGCUAGCUCAAAAUAAAAAAGAAAAUACGAACCCAAUAAUAUACCAAGAACAUCUGAGAAAAGUUCUAGAGAUUUACCAAAAUUGCAACAUGUUCUUUACAGAUGCUUCAAAAACUGAAAAAGGAGUAGGCAUUGCAAUUGUACACCACGAAACAACAAUCAAAUAUAGACUACCAAAAGAAUGUUCUAUUUUUUCUGCUGAGACAAUAGCCGUCUUCAAAACUAUAGAAUUCAUACAAAUACAAGAUAAAAUGUCAACAAAUAAUCUGAUACUCACUGAUUCACUGAGCACACUACGAAGCUUAGAAAACAAUACAAACCCAACAGACAUUGCAAAGAACAUACAAGAAAAAACCUACGACCUAAAGCUUAAGGGAAUAAAUAUCAUUUUCAUUUGGGUACCAGGCCACACAAAUAUAAGGGGGAACGAGACGGCGGAUCAAGCAGCAAAGGAAGCGGCACAACCAAACAACCUCAAUAUACAAUUCCUGGACACAGUAACAUAUGAUGACAUCAAAACCCACAUCAAAAACAAAUCACUAACAAAAUGGCAAACGCACUGGUCAAAACAACAGACCAAACUCAACGAAAUUAAAAACACAAUUUUUAACUGGCAAAACCCAAAUCUUAGCAGAAAAGAAAAAAUUCUUAUAAAUCGUCUCCGAAUAGGUCACACAAGGCUGACCCAUCAACACCUCAUGGCCAAAAAAGAACCCACCCAAUGUAUAGUCUGUGGGGUUACACUAACAGUGAAGCAUAUAAUAACAGAGUGUUACCAAUACGCCGAACAUCUUAAAAAAUACAACAUCCCACCCAACCUGUAUGAAGCUCUAGGACCAGAUAGUGAAAACACAUCGAACAUGUUAACCUUCCUCAAAAAAUCGGAUUUAUACGACAAAAUUUGA
This is a messenger RNA of Rhopalosiphum padi (bird cherry-oat aphid), 2337 nucleotides long. RefSeq lists its product as uncharacterized. Gene Ontology annotation, molecular function: RNA-DNA hybrid ribonuclease activity; nucleic acid binding. Bases 1 to 2337 code for a protein of 778 amino acids. The transcript has a single exon. The record is from RefSeq and is a predicted model, not a curated record. NCBI's taxonomy places the organism in Eukaryota, Metazoa, Arthropoda, Insecta, Hemiptera, Aphididae.